UCUUUCAGCACAAUUUUUUUUAUUGGUGUAUAUAUAGGAAAUGAUAUUAUGCGUUGUGUCUGCUCACACUGACAUCCGGCUUCUCCGGGCUCCUCACAUCUACAGCUGGAAACAUGUGCCCGUCCGGAGGAGCUCUGUGGCCAUCAUGGUCCAGUGGAGGGUCAAGGACGGGACAUGGACCCCUGGCUUUCUUCUCCGAGCGCCAACCCCCCAGAGCCUUCGCCUUUAUCACAACAAGACCACGCGCAUGUGUGUGUGGGCAGAACGAAUGGCUCUUCCUACCUCCUGAGGGUAUUUAAGCAGGAGCAGAAGUCUCAGAAGUCGGAGCAGCAGCAGCAGCAGCAGCAGCAGACCGACUCCAGCCGACAGCAGCUUCACUCCAACAUCAUCUGAGGUGCCACCGCUCUGCAUUCAGACUGACACUACAGUCCUGCGACAGAACAUCCACCCUGAACUAUCACCACCAUGUCUGAUCAAAGCACCACCCCGACUCCCUCUCCUGCCCCCCCUGUUCCCUCCGGACCCCCUCCGAAGGUGACGAACCGCGGCCGCACCGCAGUUCCCAUCGCAAGCGCCAACGCUGACACCACGGAGGUACCUGAGUUUGAGCCCUUUGGUGCACCGGGGCCCAGAGGAUUCCCACCUCUGACUGAGUAUCUUGACAUCUUGGCCGUGGACAUGAUGCGGAGCCCGGAUGAGAUCAACAAGACUCAACACCACACCAAGUUUUACAACUCUGACUCUCUCAUCGUCCGUCGAGGACAAGAGUUCCAGGUCAAGAUCACCUUCAACCGUCCCUACAAACCUGCGAGUGACAAGUUUGCUGUGGAGUUUGUCAUCGGCGCCAGUCCUCAGUACAGCAAAGGCACCUAUAUUCCCGUCUUCCCCACCCAGGAGCGUCAGAGCUCCUGGGCAGGCCGCAUCACAAACAACACCGAGAAUACCGUCACCAUGGGCAUCACUCCUACACCAGACUGCAUUGUGGGGAAGUACCACAUGUACGUCGCUGUGGUGACUCCCUUUGGCAUCCGUAGGACCAGAAAGGACGACAGCCGAAACCUCUACAUCCUCUUCAACCCCUGGGCAUCAGCUGAUGCCGUCUUUCUGGAUGAUGAGACUGAGAGGCAGGAGUGCGUGAUGAAUGAGAUGGGGAUCAUCUACCACGGUGCAUAUGACGACAUCGCUGAAAGAGACUGGAACUACGGACAGUUUAACUAUGGAGUCCUGGACGCCUGUCUGUAUAUCAUGGACAAGGCUGCCAUGCCCAUCACUAACAGAGGAGACCCCAUCAAGGUGACCAGAAAGGCCUCUGCUAUGCUGAACUCCCGCGAUGAUGAAGGCGUGCUGGUGGGGAACUGGACCGGCGACUACACAUACGGGGUGGCACCAACUUCCUGGACUGGUAGCACUGAAAUCCUGCUCAGCUACGCCACCAGCAAGAUGCCUGUCUGCUACGCUCAGUGCUGGGUCUACGCCGCCGUGUUCAACACCUUCCUGCGUUGUCUGGGCAUCCCAUCGCGAGUUGUCACCAACUACUACUCUGCUCAUGACAAUGAUGGAAACCUGAAAACGGACAUCAUCCUGCAUGACAACGGCAGGAUCGACCGCAGUCGCACCAAAGAUUCUGUCUGGAACUAUCACUGCUGGAAUGAGUGCUACAUGUCCAGACCAGACCUCCCAGCUGGCUUUGGAGGCUGGCAAGUUGUGGAUGCAACACCGCAGGAGACCAGCGAUGGCAUGUACAGAUGUGGUCCUGCGUCAGUCCAGGCCAUCAAACAUGGACAGAUGUGCUACCCAUUUGAUGCCGCCUUUGUGUUUGCUGAGGUCAACAGCGAUGUGGUGUUUUACUCCCGCAGUAAGGAAGGUACCAUGGAGCCGGUCAAGGUGAACCAGACUCACAUAGGCCGCAUGGUUUUGACCAAAGCUCCAGGAGACGUGACUCGCAGAGACAUCACUGAUCAGUACAAGUUUCCUGAAGGCAGCAAGGAGGAGCGGACCGUUCUGGAAAAAGCAGAAGAGUUCGGCUGUCAACGUGAGAAGUCCAGCCCUCCUGAUGCUGACGUGGACUUGGUCCUGCCCACCCUGGAGGUCACCGUGGGCAACGACUUCGAGCUGAGCCUGGAGUUCAUAAACCGCAGCGAUCAGCGCCGCAUCGUGGACAUCUACGUCAGCGGGAGCGUGGUGUAUUACACCGGAGUCACCAGCACCGAGUUCCUGUUUCAGGAUCCCACAGUGACAAUCGGCCCAAACAAAAGUGUGAAGGAGGUGGUGCUGGUCGAGUCAAAGAACUACAUGAAGCAUCUAGUGGAACAGGCCAACCUCAAUUUUAUUGCCACUGGGAAGGUCAAGGAGACCGGCCAGAUCGUCACCGCCAUGAAAGUCAUCACCCUGCACAAUCCCAAACUCUCCGUCGAGCUGUCCGGCGGGGCCAGAGUGAGUGAAGAGAUGAUUGCAACUGUCGAAUUUACAAACCCUUUCACUUUCGGCCUGGAGGGCGUCCACGUUCGCAUGGAAGGGCCCGGACUCAUGAUGCCCAAGACUAAAUAUUACAGUCUGAUCCCAGCAGGCGCCACCCUGACCUGGGCCGAGUAUUUCAGCCCGCUGAGGGCCGGCAGCACCAGAGUGAUGGUUACGCUGGACUGUCCUGCUCUGAGACAGGUCCGAGGCCAGGCUUCUGUCACCAUCCAGCCCUGAGGACCACGGCAAGAUCACUGACAGCCAACGACAUUCAGCUCAGAUAUAAACCUAUAACACAGUUACAAAUCUGUAUGCGCUCGACAGUUUAACAUCUGUAGCUUCAGCACUUAUGAUUACUAAAGUGAUAGAUUUAGGCUAUGGAGGACCAACCCUGAAAAUAAAUUACUAAAUGAAUAAAUGACUGAAGAAAUUAAUAUUCCAUUAAAUGCACUAAGCACAAUAUACGAAAUUUAGGCAGUACAUGAGACAUAAAUUGAUAUUUCUUUGUUAAAUCAUUUCUGUAUUUUUUUUUAACCUUUGUAUUAAUUCCCUUUGUUCAAAUGGGAAUUACCUGUGAAAGUAAAUAAAUAUGAGGAUAAACACAAAGAUAAAUGAAUACAAAGGCAAAUUAAAUCAGAAAUAUCAGUUUGUAUCACAUUUUAUACAUGUGUUUGUGCCUACAUUUAUUUUUAUAGUGUAGUAUAUUUAGUGCAUUUAAAACCAUGUAUUUAUUUCUCUAUCGUUUAUUGAUUUAGGCAUUUCUUGUCCGCCAUAUAGGUCAAUAAUUUCAAGUUAAAGCUGGUCCAAGUAUUACAAAUGUUAACUGAUUUUAAGAAAGUAUAUUUUGGAGAAAAAAAAAAAAUCUACAGCUUGCUUCUUCAUUUUAACUCAAAAGCAUGGAUGUUUUCCAAAUUCUCCAACUCAUUCAACUGCUCACUAUUUUGUAAUCGCAUCCCCCCACUGUUAACUGUCACAUGUAUGAAGUUUGAUGCCCUGCAUUGUGGGGUUGUUGGCAGAAGGCAGUGAACCUGGCAUGGAUAACACUUCUAUUGCUUCUUUGGAGUUUUUGACACUCAAAACGGCAGAGCGUGAAGACAGGGCUAUAUCGAGUGAAAAAUGUAGGUAUUACAGACACAAUGUUUAUUUUAUGUUGAUCAAUUUAUUACCACCAGGAGGCAGGAAUACAUCCAUUGACUUACAACUCCAACAGAGGCAGAGCAAAAUGAUUAACCCACCAGGUGGUUUUCUGGUGAUUUGAUGCGUUGAAGUAAAAUACUCAGUCAUUUUAACUCUAAGUAACCCAACUCCUGCAAAAAACAUCUUGGUCAUUAUUUGUUAUGAACAUUCAAUUGUAUUCACCAGCUAGUGGCUGUCUUUCUCUGUCUGCUGCUUGGCAGGUAGUUAAGUGGAUUCAUUAGAGCUGAAUUUCUUCAGAAUGGCUUCCUGCAGCUUUUAGAAUCAGGGUUGAUUAGGGCAGUGAGACUGUAACCAAAACAUUGAGCUAGAGAGGUAGAAAGCUUAGUAGAAUAGCUGCCUUGGUUGAUAAUGUUCCGUCAUGCUGUGUUUCAUUUGAUAUACAAAAUAUUGUUAAAUGCAGCUUGAACUUGGAUUUGUUAUAUGUACUCCAACUACGCAACUACAUCUAUUAUACUGAAGUAUUAAAGUUUCUGCUUGAAAACUGUCAAGAGGUCUUUCCACCUCUUUAUCAGUCUAUAAAAACUGUUUUUACACUGUUUUCUUUGUACAAGAUGCAAAUGCAAAUAUCAACCAAAUAAAAAAUUCCCUAUA
Molecule: messenger RNA, 4245 nt
Organism: Acanthopagrus latus (yellowfin seabream)
Lineage: Eukaryota; Metazoa; Chordata; Actinopteri; Spariformes; Sparidae
Gene: f13a1b
Product: coagulation factor XIII, A1 polypeptide b
Exons: 17
Coding region: 466-2694 (742 amino acids)
Biological process (GO): blood coagulation, fibrin clot formation; peptide cross-linking
Molecular function (GO): protein-glutamine gamma-glutamyltransferase activity
Source: RefSeq, a predicted model, not a curated record